Cladophialophora yegresii CBS 114405 is the source of this 597-nucleotide messenger RNA. RefSeq lists its product as uncharacterized. The transcript has a single exon. The coding region runs from base 1 to 597 and encodes 198 amino acids. The record is from RefSeq and is a predicted model, not a curated record. NCBI's taxonomy places the organism in Eukaryota, Fungi, Ascomycota, Eurotiomycetes, Chaetothyriales, Herpotrichiellaceae.
AUGGCGUCCACAUCUCCCCUCCCAGAAGACGCCGCCACUGAGCAAAAGGCAUCCGCCGCAGCAGCUGAGACACUGGCCGAGAAGUCCAACGCCGAACCGACGCUGCCCAAACUGUCCACCCAGGACUUCCGGACGUACAACAGGCUGGCCGUCAUGAUGGAAGCCUACCACAACCACUUCCGCUACACCUGGAACCUGCUGUACAGGACAUGCGAGACCGGCUCCCGCCCCGCCGGCAUGUCCCUGCGUGCUUUCAUCUCCCAGGGUCUGCACCUCUGCCAUGCCCUGACGAUCCACCACACCAUCGAGGAGCAACAUAUUUUUCCCGAGCUGGCGGAGCGGAUGCCCGCGUUCGCUCCUAAGGACCAUUUAAUAUCGCAGCAUGAGGCCAUCCACGAGGGGCUCGAGAAGCUGGAGGAGUACUUGGGUAGUUGUAGGACUGGGGAGAAGGAGUUCCGACUACCGGAGUUGAAGGCCGUCAUGGAUACGUUCGGAGAGGUUCUGUGGGCGCAUCUGGACGACGAAGUGAAGAUGCUGGGCGCAGAGAACAUGCGCAAGCAUUGGUCCAAGCAGGAGAUUUUGUCGAUGAAUUGGUAA